This is a messenger RNA of Ceratotherium simum simum (southern white rhinoceros), 3366 nucleotides long. The record is from RefSeq and is a predicted model, not a curated record. Lineage: Eukaryota; Metazoa; Chordata; Mammalia; Perissodactyla; Rhinocerotidae.
GGCGACACCGCCGGGGGACCCGCGCCCGGGUCCCCUCCUCUCCCGCCGCUCCCGGCCCCGCUCCGCCCCGGAGUCCGAUGGCGGCGGCCGCGCGGAGGGAGCCGGCUCAGGAUAGUGUGACCUUUGAAGACGUGGUUGUAUACUUCUCCUGGGAGGAGUGGGGUCUCCUUGAUGAAGCUCAGAGAUGCCUCUACCAUGAUGUGAUGCUGGAGAACUUUGCCCUUGUGACCUCAUUGGGUUGUUGGUAUGGAAUGGAGGAUGAGGAGGCCCUUUCUGUGCAGAGUGUUUCUGUAGAACGAAUGUCACUGGACAAGACUCCAAAUCCAGGUCCAUCCAUUCAGAAGACGCACCCUUGUGAGAAGUGUGUCCUCGUUGGGAGAGACAUUUUGUAUCUGGCUGAGUACGAAGGAUCACAUCUUGGGCAGAAAUCAUACACCUGUGAGGCAUGUGGAAAGCAAUUCUGGUUUAGUCCAAACCUCCACCAGCACCAAAAGCACACUGAAGAGAAGCCGUUUGGAAGGGACAUGGACAAGGCCUCGUUUGUGACGAGCUGCAAAAUCCAUGUGUCUGGGAAGCCCUUUACUUGUGGGGAAGUUGGGAAGGACUUCCUGGCCAUGUUGAGUCUUCUCCAGCAUCAGGCCACUCUCAAAGAGGCAAAGCCACACAGCAAUUUGAAGUGUGGAGAGGCCUUUCAUAGUGAAAAAAGUCUUUACAAGUGCCGUGAAGAUGGGAAAUCAAUCAGCUGUGAAUAUAAACUUUUUCAACAUCAGCAGAUUCACACUAGAGAAAGUUAUUAUGACUAUGACAACUGUGACAAGCCCUUCAACCAAAGUUCCAUCCUUAGUAAUUGCCAGAGAGUUCACACAGGAGCAAAGUCUCACCAGUGCACCGAAUGUGGGAAAUCCUUUAGCCAAAGCUACAGCCUCAUUCAACACUACAGAAUUCACACUGGAGCAAGGCCUUAUAAAUGCAGCGAAUGCGGAAAAGCCUUCAGCUACAAAUUCAGACUUGUUCAGCACUUGCAGAUUCACAAUAGAGUGAAGCCUUAUGAAUGUGGCGAAUGUAGGAAAUGCUUUAGCUACAGCUCUACUCUCAUUAAACACCAGAGAGUGCACACUGGAGCCAGGCCUUAUAAGUGUGGUGAGUGUGGGAAUUCUUUUAGCCAAAGCUCCAACCUCAUUCAACACCAGAAAAUUCACAGUGGAGCAAGGCCUUAUAAAUGCAGUGAAUGUGGAAAAGCCUUCAGCUACAAAUGCAAACUUGUUCAGCACCUGCGAAUUCACACUGGAGAGAGGCCUUAUGAGUGUGGUGACUGUGGGAAAUCCUUUAGCCACAGGUCCACUCUCAAUCAACACCGGAGAAUUCACACUGGAGCCAGACCAUAUAAGUGUGAUGAGUGUGAGAAAUCCUUUAGCCAAAAGUCCAACCUCAUUCAGCACUGGAGAGUUCACACAGGAGAAAGGCCUUACGAGUGUGGGGAAUGUGGGAAAUCCUUUAGCCAAAGCUCCCACAUCAUUCAGCACAGAAAACUUCACACCAGAUAACCUCAUAAACGCAACAACUGUGGGAAAACCUUUAGCCAAUGUCCUCCUGCAAUUCAACAUGAAAACUUCACAAUCCAACUAUACUUCCUUUUGUGCAGCAAACUCAGGAAACCCUUCCUCUAAAGGUCUAGAUCUUGUUUUGCCGCAGGAAGUCCACAUAGGAGAAGGGCCUUUGACCUGCAGGGAACAUGAUAUUUCUUUGUUCGGUGUAACAGAACUAGAGAGUCUUUGUGAGGAGCUGCCUGCCUGAAGUCAAACCCCAUACAUCUGAGCAUCCACAGUGGGGGGAUUCCCCAUGAGUUCUAGCUUGUGGGGAGCUUGUAGGAGCCUUGUUGCAUAUUCUAUCCUGCCGGUUCCCUGCCAGUUUCUGUGGUAGAAGCCAUCUCCCCUCUACCACCUGGAAGUCCACACAGUGUGUAUCACCCUCCCCAGUGUGCUCAGGGAAGGCAAAUGUCUCUGUUUUCUCUCCCAUUCCUUGGAGAAUGUAAUGAAAGUUCUGUGGGACCUCAUUCUCUCCUCUCUGACUAAUUAGGGCAUGAUCCUGACCCAGUUUUGGCCAAGAUCAGUCUGGGUAAUGCCAGCGGCUUACAGCUUAAAAAGAGUCCAGUUCUGGUCUAACUUGCACUGCUGCCCAAGGCCUCCUAGGAAGGACUACAGGGCUUUGUAUUCCUAGUUUAUGGCAUGGAUGCCAGGAUUUUUGUGGGCCCAGAGGUCACCUGGAGGAGGGUAUAGUUGUCAUGACAACUUCUAGUGUUUCCAUGAGAAGUUGAAAUUGGUUCCCAGGGAUGUCACAUACUGUCAGGCGCUAUUGGGGGAGCUGUACCCCAGGUACUGCAAAUCGUGUGCCUUCAUAUCUAAAGUUUGGAUUUUCUUACAUCACUGGUUGUAAGACUACAGGGGCCAGGCUGAAACCAGUUUGUACAGAAACACUGGAUGUGAUUAAUUAACAUGCACUGGAGGAGACCGCAGAGAAAGGUGCGUCCACAAGGUGUCCCAGUGACUAUGGCUACAUGGGAUGAGUGUAUAGUACACUCUAUACCUGUGUCCUUCCUGUAGUUGAGGCCAUUGUCAGAGCAAACAAAGCUUUGUUUUUUCUUCUAGCCUCGGGACCCUUGACCUCAAGGAUAGUGCUGCAUAGGCAAGAAAAUGAGAGUAGACAGAAGGGAGCUCUUGUAGCCCAGGGAUGUGGUUUUUGUGACCCAGCAGCUAUUCCUGCUGACCCAGAUAGAAAAGAUCUUUGCUAAUAUUUUCUGCCACUGAUGCAGGGCUGCCCUUCUCAAGGCAUGAAGAGAGCGAUUGAGUUGAUGUAGGGUUUCUAAACCUCUGGUUAGGAGAAAAGAUAUCUAGACUUAUAUUUGAACAGUUUUUACAAAGCUUUAUUGAGGUGGAAUUGAUAUCCUAUAAGCUGCACAUAUUUAAACUGUACAAUAUGGUUUUGACAUACAUGUACACUCAUGAGGCCAUCAAAAUCAUGAUAAUGGACAUAUCUGCACCUCUCAGAAUUACCUGUGCCCUUUUUUAAUCUGUCCCUCUGCCUUCAUGGCAACUAUUGAUUUACUUUCUUUGACAGAAAAUUUGUAUUUUAUAGAAUUUUAUAUGAUUGAAAUCAUAAAAUGCUUUUUUUUUAAAUUGUGAUUUCCCUCAUGCUGCAUAAUUAUUUUGAGAUUCAUAAAUGUUGCUUAUGUAAAUAAUUUGUUAUUGUUGGGUACUAUUUUGCUGUAUGGAUGUAACAUGAUUUGUUUACCCAUUUCUCUGUUAAUGGACAACGGCUUGUUUGCAGUUUUGGGCUAUAAUAAAGCUUCAUUUGUCUGCACAAAUGGAA